Chelonia mydas (Green sea turtle) is the source of this 3349-nucleotide messenger RNA. RefSeq names its product zinc finger CCCH-type and G-patch domain containing (gene ZGPAT). Bases 347 to 1954 code for a protein of 535 amino acids. The record is from RefSeq and is a predicted model, not a curated record. The transcript has 7 exons. Gene Ontology annotation, molecular function: RNA polymerase II cis-regulatory region sequence-specific DNA binding; DNA-binding transcription factor activity, RNA polymerase II-specific; metal ion binding. Lineage: Eukaryota; Metazoa; Chordata; Testudines; Cheloniidae. Gene Ontology annotation, biological process: regulation of transcription by RNA polymerase II; negative regulation of DNA-templated transcription. Gene Ontology annotation, cellular component: nucleus.
UCCUAUAGGAGGCGGAGCUGGAGGACUCGUCCCCCUCCCGGCCCAAGAUGGCGGCCGAGGCGGAAGUCAGCUCUAGCCGGAAGUCGGGCGGUAUCUAUCGUUCGGACUCGGUGGGGGGAGGCGGAAACCCUGGCAAUGGAGGGUGUCGUGGCGGUGGCUGAGCGGGAGGCGGAGGCCUAGGCCUGAGUGAUCUUCAUUUGGUUGCACCAAAGGGAAGAAAACACAGGACCACCAAGAAGAUUGACAGCUGGUUGGGACAAAGAUUCAAUGUUUCACAUCACUGUCUAGUAAAUUACUUGAGAAUGUACUGAAUUCCCAGAAAGGAAUCAACGAAACAGCUUUUUGCAUGAUAACAAUGGAUGAGGAGAGUCUGGAAACAGCAAUUCAAACCUAUAAAGCACAAUUGCAGCAAGUGGAACUGGCUUUAGGGGCGGGGCUGGAUCCAUCACAGCAGUCUGACUUGAUCCAACUGCAGGAGGAUUUGAAACAAUUGAUAGAACUGACUGAAUCCAGCCUGGUGUCAGUGAAAAAGAGUAAACUACUGGCUACUUUAGACACAGAUGCACCCUUCAUCUCUCCAGCAGGUCACCUAAAACAGGACAGUAAUUCAGGCAGGUCCGGCAAUGAUGAGGAGUAUGCUGCUUUUAAGGAAGCUAUUGCUGAACUCAAGCCAUUGAGUAUUGAAGAUGAGGCCUCUCCAAAGCAAGAUGGAGAGGCAGAUGGGGGAAAUGAAUCAAAGUACAGUGAAGAGGAAGAAGCAUCUGAGGAAGAGGAGGAGGAAGUGAGUGGGAUGAAGGUUAAAGCGCCGUACUACAGUCCAUGGGGUACCCUGGAGUACCAUAAUGCCAUGAUUGUGGGGACAGAGUGUUUGGAAGAUGGCAGUGCAGGAGUCAGAGUGCUGUAUCUCUACCCAACUCACAAGUCCUUGAAGCCAUGUCCAUUCUUCUUGGAUGGCAAAUGCAGAUUUAAAGAGAAUUGUCGGUUUUCCCAUGGGCAAGUGGUAUCUGUAGACGAGCUUCAUCCAUUUCAGGAGCCCAAUCUCAGCUCUCUAGAAGUGGGCUCAGCUUGCUUGGCAAAGCACCAUGAUGGAAUAUGGUAUGCUGCAAAAAUCACUGAUGUUGACAGUGGUUACUACACGGUGAAGUUUGAGUCAUUGCUGCUGAAGGAGGCUGUCGUGGAGGGAGAUGGCAUCAUGCCACCACUGCGAAGCGAGGAAGACUCUUCCUCUCCCGAGUCUGAGGAAGACAAUGUAGAUGACUCUGGCUAUGCUAAAGUGAUCGAUUCGGAACCCUUGGAGAACGGGGAAGGGGCUCCAGCUUGCAGCUCCUCCUUUGGUGGCUGGGAGGCCCAUACUCGUGGCAUCGGCUCCAAACUACUCGCUCAAAUGGGAUAUGAGUUUGGAAAAGGUUUGGGGAAGAAUGCUGAGGGCCGAGUGGAGCCCGUGCAAGCCAUAGUGCUGCCUAAAGGGAAGUCCCUUGACCAAUGUGCCGAGAUCCUUCAGAAGAAGAAGCUGGAUCCAGCUAAGUCAAGGAAACGGCGAGUGAAGGCAAACCAUGUUGGCCGUCCCUCUGCAGGGAGCCGCAAGACCUCUCGCAAUGUCUUUGACUUUCUGAAUGAGAAGCUUCAGGGGAAGGGCUCUGGGGAGCAGGAUGGAGGGAUGACACCAGUGGAGAGAAACAACAAGGAGAUCUACCAUGCCAGUAAGAGCACCAAGAAGGCCCUCAGUGUCCGCCUCUUCCAGACAAUGGAGAAGAUUGACCAAACGCAGAAGACCAUCAAGGGAAUCCAGGAGGCCCUGGCACGCAACGUUGGACGGCACAGUAUUGCCGCAGCCCAGCUGCAGGAGAAACUAGCUGGUGCUCACAGACAGCUGGGGCAGCUGCGGGCCCAGGAAGCCAGCCUGCAGCAGGAGCAGAAGAAAGCGGAGACACACAAGAAAAUGACUGAGUUUUAGUCUUCAAGGAAAGUUGUUGAUGUGAUGUACUGGUUGUCAUUAUGUCUGAGCCAGCACUCCGUGCGUUGAAACCGGGAUGAGCUGGGCCAUCUCCUCUGGUCUUGGGCAACCCAGCUGUGAAACUGGAGUGAAAAGCAGCAGUUCUCCCAAAAAAACAGAUGCUAUCUGAGCUGAGCUUUCCUGGGUGGGGAGAGGGGGGAGUGAGUACUUGCUCAGUCCUGAAGGUGUUCAGAAGGCCCAAGCUGAUUACAUUGACCUGCUAUAAAGAAAUAAGGCCACUACACCCUGCUUUUGUUCCCUUUUCCCAGUUAUCACCAUGGCAGUUCUCUCCAUCCAGAGAGUCUAUAGCCACCCAGGUGAUACCAUAGUGGUUCACAGAUCAGCUGGUGGGAAGAACCAUGGGAGCCCCAUGGCCUGUCACUCUGCCUUGGAGACUCAGUGGGUUGUGUCUCUGUGUGUUUAUCUACUAGGCUGGGAACUGAGUCCCAAACACAUUUCAGCACUGCAGAAAAGACAGUCUGGUUUUGGUGAAAACCAGGGCGGGUCACUUCAGCUAUCAGCUUCCCUCUAUCCUUGGCUCUGGGUGUCACUCAGGGACACAGGGGUCAAUGCUGGGUUUGUCCCUAUUAGUUCUGAUGUUGCUGUGAUAUUUAGAGUAGCUCUUUAGAGCACGAGCACACUGAACAGAAAGAGAAGAGGCAGGACCGUGUUAAGUUCUGAGAUCCCCAGGCCUUGCACUAUUGCCAGCUGACUGCAAAAGUAUUACUGGGUCCCAAACUAGUACAAAAGGCCCUCCCUGUGAAGUCAGCCUGCAUGCUAAUGUUGCCAAUAUGGAAUGCUGCCCCAUUCCAUAUCACAGCACUGAGUGCCAGAGGUAGGGGAAUGUGGCAACCACAUAAGUAGCUAAGUACAUAACAGGUCAGCUACAUACCUGCCGGCCAGUAACAAUACUGCAGGCAGCCUUUUGCUUUCUCUCUGGCUGCUUUGAGUUUUUCUGCUCUAGAUCUCUAUGUGAACAAGUAGGUUCUCCUUGUUAUGAAACACCACAGAACCAUACAAAACGACACAAGAUCCAGGUGUACCCACCACACAUACCUAUCCCUGUGAAAGAGCUCAUGCAAUCCUGGAGGCAGGAGAGCUGAGCAGACUCUCCUGCCCUGCAGUGGGUACAGGCAAUCUCAGGCAGUUGAAAAAUCUCCCAGACAGGUUCUGUCGGUGGUGGCCAGCUCUUGCUGUAGAGGAGGUGUUGAUUCUAUCAGGCGUUCUGUGUUAGGCAGAGGCCUAUACAUUCAAGUGUUUUCUAGUGCACCUUUAUUUUCUGAUUCUGUAAUUUUUGCAGGUGUCUUGAGAAAACACUUUUUUUUAAGUAAAAGAUAUCUGACCCCUGUUAUCUUA